Melitaea cinxia (Glanville fritillary) is the source of this 1830-nucleotide messenger RNA. RefSeq names its product mucin-2-like. Gene Ontology annotation, molecular function: chitin binding. The transcript has 3 exons. NCBI's taxonomy places the organism in Eukaryota, Metazoa, Arthropoda, Insecta, Lepidoptera, Nymphalidae. Gene Ontology annotation, cellular component: extracellular region. Bases 1 to 1830 code for a protein of 609 amino acids. The record is from RefSeq and is a predicted model, not a curated record.
AUGCGGCUAACGUUGCUACUCGUAUUUUUCCUCAUACUGGGCGUCAUAGCUCAAGUCUACGGUCGACCCCAAGAAAUAUCACCAAGUGAUGAUAGAAUUCGUAUCCCGGACCCAAACUGUAUUAGGGACCAUCAGCUGCUACCUCACGAAUACGACUGUACCAAGUUCUAUUACUGCGAAGAUGGAUACCGUCACAUAAAGCCCACAGAUUGUGCUCCCGGAACUGAGUUUUCGGAAACAUUGGAGGUGUGCGUACAUUCUGCAUCAGCUCAAUGUACUUUACCCGGAGUAUCACCAGAAACAACAACAAGUGCCCCAACUUCUACUACUAGGACUACUACAACGCCAGCCCCAACUACAACAAAUACUACUACUACUACAACGCCAGCCCCAACUACAACAAAUACUACUACUACAGUAAAUACUACUACUACAACGCUAGCCCCAACUACAACAAAUACUCCUACGACAGCAAAUACUACUACUACAACGCCAGCCCCAACUACAACAAAUACUGCUACUACUACAACGCAAGCCCCAACUACAACAAAUACUACUACGACAGCAAAUAUUACUACUACAACGCUAGCCCCAACUACAACAAAUACUCCUACGACAGCAAAUACUACUACUACAACGCCAGCCCCAACUACAACAAAUACUACUACGACAGCAAAUAUUACAACUACAACGCCAGCUCCAACUAAAACAAACACUACUACUACUACAACGCCAGCCCCAACUACAACAAAUACUACUACUACUACAACGCCAGCCCCAACUACAACAAAUACUACUACGACAGCAAAUAUUACUACUACAACGCCAGCCCCAACUACAACAAAUACUACUACUACUACAACGCCAGCCCCAACUACAACAAAUACUACUACUACAGUAAAUACUACUACUACAACGCUAGCCCCAACUACAACAAAUACUCCUACGACAGCAAAUACUACUACUACAACGCCAGCCCCAACUACAACAAAUACUGCUACUACUACAACGCAAGCCCCAACUACAACAAAUACUACUACGACAGCAAAUAUUACUACUACAACGCUAGCCCCAACUACAACAAAUACUCCUACGACAGCAAAUACUACUACUACAACGCCAGCCCCAACUACAACAAAUACUACUACUACUACAACGCCAGCCCCAACUACAACAAAUACUACUACGACAACAAAUAUUACUACUACAACGCUAGCCCCAACUACAACAAAUACUCCUACGACAGCAAAUACUACUACUACAACGCCAGCCCCAACUACAACAAAUACUACUACUACUACAACGCCAGCCCCAACUACAACAAAUACUACUACUACUACAACGCCAGCCCCAACUACAACAAAUACUACUACUACAGCAAAUAUUACUACUACAACGCUAGCCCCAACUACAACAAAUACUCCUACGACAGCAAAUACUACUACUUCAACGCCAGCCCCAACUACAACAAAUACUACUACUACUACUACAACGCCAGCCCCAAACACAACAAAUAAUACUACGACAGCAAAUAUUACUACUACAACGCUAGCCCCAACUACAACAAAUACUACUACUACUACAACGCCAGCCCCAACUACAACAAAUACUACUACUACAGCAAAUACUACUACUAUAACGCCAGCCCCAACUACAACAAAUACUACUACUACUACAACGCCAGCCCCAACUACAACAAAUACUACUACUACGACAAAUACUACUACUACACCGCCAGCCCCAACUACAACAAAUACUAGUACUCCUACGGAAAAUACUACUACUACAACUCACACCCCAACAAAUGAAAUUUUGAGAUUCUUUCAAUGA